Molecule: messenger RNA, 2719 nt
Organism: Cryptomeria japonica (Japanese cedar)
Lineage: Eukaryota; Viridiplantae; Streptophyta; Pinopsida; Cupressales; Cupressaceae
Exons: 2
Coding region: 1337-2614 (425 amino acids)
Source: RefSeq, a predicted model, not a curated record
GACUUUUGUUGAAUGACGAAACAAGGUACAAAAAUCACCGUUUUCUACACAAGGAUCGUAUAUAUCUAGCGUUUAAGAAGCCAUGAUCAGAAACUAGAAGGAAGAAACCAACCCAGGUAGAAACAAGAGGAAGAGGAGAAAUGGAGCACUAGGAUAAAGAUAGGAGCUCUUCUGGACACAAAUACAAGUCUUGAUCCAGGAACAUCUGACAUUAAGACAUACAAACAUAUCUGCUGUGGAGCAUAAAGUAGAACCUCACACUUGUAUGUGCUGGUGGAUGGGAUUUACAGAUAAAUUUGAAUUGAAAUUAUUUGUUUUGGAUUCUGGCGCCGUGCCAGACUCUUGAGGAUCUCACUUGUUAAGGCUUUUAUUGAAGAAAUUUAAUUCAGGCUGUAUGAACAUUUCCCUAUAGAAGUUGAGACCGAGUUUGUGAUCAUCUUCAACAGAUCAAACCAAAAGAUUAAGUUUAACUGAUAAUUUUUGGUAAGCCAUCCACUUAAGUUUAUUAACUUUAGUUUCCUUGAGUAACUAGCAUUUUUAGUACAUGACUAUGACGAGUUGUAUUAUAAUUAAGUUGAAAUUUUUUGUUUUCCUCUCUAUUUCCAGUCAUUUUCCUUUAUUGUUUCUGUACCUCAUGCAAUGUUAAUGUUGCAAAAAUGUCAUGAAGAUUUUGUCUGCUACUGAAUGUUAUCUCACAAGUUGUCAUCAUUGCAGAAACAUUCAUGGCCUCUUUUUGUUAGUUUCAAAUUAUCAAACCACUUGUAGUUGGAUUGCUUUCAAUAUCUUCUUGUAUUUGAGCAAAAUCAUCACGAGUAACUUGCUUAUAGAGAGCACUGGUUUUCUCUCUCACAGCAAACAUUACUUUGUGCACAAUGCUUGGAAUCCUAGUAUUUCCUGACUGCCAGUAGUGUGUUGUGGUUUGUCCAUCUCUGUGUUUUUUUCAUACUCAAUUCUGACCUGGCGCCCCACCAUUUAAUUGCUUUUGGAACUAAUUUCAUUAACAUUGAUAUUGAUCUUUUUAUCUUCUACUUACAGCGAAAUUUUGUUCAAGGACCGAGUCCAAACCUUUACAUGAUAAAUGGCCACCAGAUCCUGCCCUGUAGGAUACUAGAGUUUGUUUUAUUAUACCUUUGAACACUGCAAUAAGAUUUAAUGUAUAUCAUGUUACGAUUUCUAAGUUACUGAUUAUCAUUGUCGGUUCUUUUCAUAAUUGAAGGAUACAUAUUUUCAUUAGACUUGGUUCUUUAUUAAUUGAUAUGCCCCCAUGCAGGGAUUGUUCCCACACACAUCAAUUUGCUUGAUUUUAUUUUUGCACUUGUUCAGCUAAUAGAUAAAAAUGCCAAAGGAUAGCAAUAGCUUGGUUUUGCGCAAGGCUAGGAGGUCUCAUCCCUAUGAUAGAAUUCAGAGAAACCCAAAUAAUAAAGGAAGCACGUCAAAAGAUGGAGAAAUAGAUGCUGAGAAGAAAGAGUGGGAUGAUGCCAGAUGCCCCAUUUGUAUGGAACAACCGCAUAAUGCAGUUCUCCUUUUAUGUACUUCUCAUGACAAGGGUUGUCGACCUUACAUGUGUGACACCAGUUAUCGACAUUCAAAUUGCCUUGAUCAGUAUAGAAAGCGAAAGGAGAACUGGAGAACCAUAUCAUCCCAAAGUGGUGAAGUAUAUAGUGAUAUUCCAGGAGGUGAAGCAAUGGAUGAAUAUUCCAGGUCUGAUGGUCCAGGCAUACAUAGAAGUCCAGGAGGUGAAGCAAUGGAUUUGAGAUCAACUCAAGAUUUGAAUGAAGAAACGGAAUUAGGUGGUCCAGGCAGACAUAGAAGACAUCAACUAAGUUCCUGGAGGUCACAGUCAGGGGGAUUUCAAGAAGCAGAUAAUUGGGAAAGAGAUGAUUUACCAUUUGUGAAUACAGCAGCAGCAUUGGGAGCAGAAAAUAAUUUUGAAUUUGCAUUAUUUCAAAGAAAUGAAAUUGAAGCACCUUCAAAUGGAGAAUUGGAGUUAAAAUGCCCACUCUGUCGAGGUUCAGUGCGGGAGUGGAAAGCUGUAGAAGAGGCUAGGAGCUAUCUUAAUUUGACAACCAGGAGCUGUGCUCAUGAGUCAUGCUCUUUUACUGGUGCAUAUGAAGAAUUGCGCAAGCAUGCAAGAAGUGAACAUCCUAGGAUAAGGCCAGCUGAUAUUGAUCCUUCUCGCCAGCGUGCCUGGCGGCGCUUAGAGCAUCAGCGUGAUGUGGGUGAUGUGCUUAGUACCAUCCGUACAGCCAUCCCAAAUGCAAUUGUUCAUGGUGACUAUGUUAUUGAGGGUGAAGAGGGUAUGCCUCUUGAUCAGGGCAUUGAAAGUGAUGCAAUGGGUACGCAAGGGCCAUUAUUCACUGCAUAUUUCUUAUUUCGUAUGUUUAGUCCGCUUGGUUCUCAUGAAGUUGCUGGUGGCUUGCCAGCAAGAUUGAGAGUUUCAAGUAGGCAUCAUACCUCUUCAAGUAGGCUGCAUGGUGGCCAGCCAAAUGUGUCUGGUGAAAACAAUAUAGAUUCUGGUAACGAAGCAGCUGAUACUAUAUCAGUUAACAGUGCUGCUGGUCAGAGGAGGAGAAGACGUUUGAAUAGAGCCUGGGCUGAUGAUGAUUUUCCAUAAGAUUCCUUGUCAUGUUUAUAAUUGUGAAUCAUUGUUUAUGAUUUUCCAAAUCUGUAGCAUUGCUUCUUGCAUCUCCUGUUAUCAAUUGUUUAUAGUGCUUCAUUA